Messenger RNA from Strongylocentrotus purpuratus (purple sea urchin), 958 nucleotides. Its product is annotated as zinc transporter ZIP12-like. The transcript has 3 exons. The record is from RefSeq and is a predicted model, not a curated record. Bases 131 to 958 code for a protein of 275 amino acids. NCBI's taxonomy places the organism in Eukaryota, Metazoa, Echinodermata, Echinoidea, Camarodonta, Strongylocentrotidae.
UAUAUGUCUUGGGUCGUCUUCACGCUGCCUGCACACGGCACGUAUAAGCAUUCUGCACACAGUACUAUACGUAACAGUUGCAUGUAACACACCCAUAGGCGCACAGUACAGGAAAAGUUCUUCAUUCAAAAUGGCGUACCUACGUACCGUGUGCACCAGAUUUCUCUUGCUCGCCAUCCUGACAAACUUUCUUGCGAUCACGGUUGCAAGCUUGACCAGGGACCCGAGGGAAAUACACGAACACGAGGAUGAUGACGACUACGUGGAAAUUGGAAAUUAUCUUUUGGAGGUUGAGCUGGCGGAUAUGAGAGAGGAAUUCGAUUUUUUGAAUAAUCCGGAACAGAAUGUGACGUUUGAUCAAGUUGUUAGUUUGGUCGAAAUAGUUUUCGGACGGAUCAAUUGUGAGCAACGGGUCGAUAACUGUUCUAAGUGCCAACAUGACUUCACAUCUGACGUCUUUUCCAGCCUCGAUAUCGACGUUGCCGACGGACUCGAUGACGCCGCGUUUCUCCGUGCUAGUCCCUUAUUCCUCUUCGGAGCGUACGAGAUGGUGGUGGUAUGCCAGGCCGGUCGUGGCGGCACAGAUCUCACUGAAAGUGUGGUGAUGGCGUCACUCAAGAUGGCGGCACCUGAUUCGUCUAACUUGACCUUGACUGAGAAUGACCUGGAAGUAAUCUUGGAAUCGAUCCAUGACAGCUAUGCCGAGUCAACGAACGCGAAGUGCUUUAGCGUUGAAUCUGUCUUCGACGAAACCGUGAAUGACCACGAAGCAGGGGCUGACGAUGACGAGCUCCAGUAUGCGGCGCAGGCCGUGGUCGCCGGUCUACUACAAGGGUACUGCAUAGGAGAACCCAUUCUGCCCUCGACCACGGACUUCACCGAGGCAAUUUUCGACACGUAUGCGACCUUGGGCGUUAUUCCAGAGGAAGGUGAGCAUAAGAGAAUACGACGAUCGUAG